Molecule: messenger RNA, 1411 nt
Organism: Micromonas commoda
Lineage: Eukaryota; Viridiplantae; Chlorophyta; Mamiellophyceae; Mamiellales; Mamiellaceae
Exons: 2
Coding region: 155-1246 (363 amino acids)
Source: RefSeq, a predicted model, not a curated record
CGCGAGACAGCUCGACGCCCUCAGGAGAGCCCGUCGGCUCGGACGAUCCACGCGUAUUGCGCGCGGGUCAAUCGCGAAGCGCGGAGUGAAUCCCCGCAGGCCAGCCGGCAACCUCCGGGCGGAAUUUCACCGAGAGCUGGGAAUUCCGUGAGAGAUGGGGGGGUGCUGCUCGGUGCAGCGGGAGGCGUCGGGCGACGGCUUCUCCGAGGCUGACCGCCUGAAGCGGGUAGAUCUUUGCGCGAGGUCACUUGCACUGAAUGAGGGAAGGUUGAUCGUGUACGGCAUCCUCGGACGAGCCAACGCACGCAACAGGAACGGCAGGGUGUACCCGAAGCACCUCCUGCAGCGAGAGGCCUCGGUCUUCUACAGCGCGCACGUCCGCAUGUGCCGCGCGCUCGGCGAGCUUGACCAUCCCCCGCCAGCCUCCCCGACCUUUCGCUCGCUCAACCUGGCCAACGUGAGUCACCAGGUGCUCGACUACCACUGGCAGGGCGACGACCUCAUGGGCUACGUCGAGGUGCUCCCAACGCACGCGGGUACGAUGCUGAGGGACCUGUACGUCGCGGGAAACAGGCUGGGAAUGUCCUCGCGCGGGUGGGCCACGCUCUCCGAGAAGGACGGGUACGUCUACAUCCAGGAGGACUUUGAGCUCAUCACCUUCGACUUUGUGUCCGAUCCAUCCACGGACGGCGCGUACCUCCGGCCGGUGCAGCGCAAGUUCGAGGGGCUUAAGAAACAAAUCGACAUCAAGGCGGCGUACGACUCUUUCAUGGCGCAGUGCGCCGGCAAGGCGAUCAUCAAGGCCACGGCGCCCGCAAUGCCCGUCAUGCGAACGGGGGGGGUCGCCGGCGCCGCGCCGGAUGCGAGCCUCGCGCCGACGCUCGUGGCGUGCGAGCGGAACGGCGAGACGAGCGCGAUGGACAUGCACACGAACGGGCCGGGCGUGGUACCCGUCGUGGAGGUUCCCGCGGAGAAGACGAAGGGGGGGAAGAAGAAGGCAAAGGGGAGCCCGGUGCGGGAGCGGCAGCGCGAGGGGAACGACGGCGAGCGGGAUAGGACGCUGUGGCAGAGGUUCUGGUACGGCGGCCCGCGGCGGUGGGGCAAGGUCGUGCCGAGCCCGGCGACGACCAGUCUGAAGUACCAGUGGGACAUCGUGCAGCAGAUGCGGAUGGACCCCAAGCUGGGACCGGUGAUCACCUCGCCUCGAACCCGUUCCAAACCGAAGAUCAUCGCCGCGCCGUUCUGAUGAGCGUAGAGCGGCGAGGCGUAGCGGAUAUUAGCACACGCGCGGGACAGACCCGCGCGCAUAGCACGAGCGUCGAUCGACGCACCACGCGCGAGCGCGGCGGUGAUCGACGGCGAGACACUAGGAAUCGGGUGUUGUAACGCGAGCCGACUACUAUUACAGUUU